Messenger RNA from Rubroshorea leprosula, 1384 nucleotides. Lineage: Eukaryota; Viridiplantae; Streptophyta; Magnoliopsida; Malvales; Dipterocarpaceae. The record is from the annotation of a GenBank genome assembly.
AUUAACUCCACUACGCUUCUCUCUCUGCAAUUACUCUUUAAGAGCAUCUUUCUCUAGAAUAUUGAAUAUUGCUAACUUGAGCGUCAAAGUGUUUUCCCCGAGCAAACAUCCUCGAGAAUUUUAGGUACACACUUUUUAUAAUGGUUUAUUUCCUAAUAAUUGUAUCAUGAUUGAUGCAACUACCGGAGGAUCAUUAAUGAGUAAAAAUGUUGAUGAGGGUUAUAACCUCAUAGAGGAGAUGGCUUCGAAUAGUUAUCAAUGGGGUUCGGAAAGAUCACACAUUAAGAAAAAUGUUGGAAUUCAUGGGGUUGAUGCCUUUACUGCUUUGAUAGCACAAAUUGAGGCUUUAAACCAAAGGUUUCAAAGUCAAGAAGCAGCAACUAAGAGCUUUGAAGCUACAGUCCAGAACCAAGGGCAUCAAUUCGGGAAUUUAGAGGUUCAAGUAGGUCAAUUGGCAAAUAUGAUUUCUGGAAGAAACCAAGGAGCUCUACCUAACAAUAUAGAGAUAAAUCCCAAGGAACAGGUAAAUGCCAUAACUUUGAGAAGUGGGAAACAAAUUCAAAGAGAGCAAGACAUGAUAAGUGAAUCAAAAGAGAAAGAGAAAGAAAUUCAUGGGGAAGAUGAAGUUCAAGAACCACCCAAACCCAAGGAAAUCAAGCCAUAUGUGCCUUCCAUUCCUUUUCCUCAGAGAUUGAAGCAGCAGCAAUACAAUAAGGAAUUUGGUAAAUUUUUUGACAUGCUUAAGAAAUUGCACAUUAACAUUCCUUUUGUAGAUGCAAUAGCUCAGAUGCCAAAUUAUGCAAAAUUCUUGAAGAGCAUCUUGACAAAUAAGAGGAAAUUGGAAGAUUUUGCAACGGUGACUUUAAAUGAGGAGUGUUCAACAAUUUUACAAAAUAAGCUUCCUCCUAAAUUAAAAGAUUUAGGGAGUUUCACCAUUCCUUGCACUAUUGGAAAUCAUCAUUUUGAUAAAGUUUUAUGUGAUUUGGGAGCAAGUAUUAACUUGAUGCCUUUUUCUGUUUUUAGGAAAUUAGGGCUUGGAGAGCCAAAAGCAACCAAUGUAUCCCUUCAACUUGCAGAUCGAUCUAUCAAAUAUCCAAGGGGUAUAGGUGAAGAUGUUCUGGUAAAAGUAGAUAAGUUUAUAUUUCCUAUUGAUUUCAUAGUGUUGGAUAUGGAAGAGGACUACGAGGUCCCUCUUAUUUUAGGUCGUCCUUUUCUUGCAACUAGUAGAGCAUUAAUAGAUGUUCAAGAGGGGAAAUUGAUUCUUAGAGUGCAAAAUGAACAGGUUAUCUUUAAUGUUUUUGAAGCUAUAAAAUAUCCUUCUAAUGAUAUUGAAGAGGUGUUUUGCAACUAGUGACAAGAUGGUUAAUAAGGUUAUGCAAGAAAA